Messenger RNA from Hyaloperonospora brassicae, 1572 nucleotides. The record is from the annotation of a GenBank genome assembly. Lineage: Eukaryota; Oomycota; Peronosporomycetes; Peronosporales; Peronosporaceae.
AUGCUGAGUCCCAAUGUUUGCCUUGCUACGGUAACCGCUGUGGCGGUCUGCGUGGCGCACGUGACGACAGCCCAAUCGUCGGCAGGUGUGAGGGCCAUUUGCUACAGUGUAGGCGAGUGCCACGUGAACGGGUCGGCGGCCAAGAUGUGUGACCGCACAAAGAAGGAGUGCCACCAGUGUCUCGGUGAAAGAGAGAGCGACUCGCUCUUGGUCAUGUUACAGGAGGCAACCGAGUACAACUGCUAUGAUGUCAAGACCAAUGGAAAAUGUCCAAAGGGCACGACCAAGUGUUCUGCAGCACUGAAGAUGGAAGACGAAGAAAAGGAAGUAAAGCGAGAGGAGCAGCGAGAGGAGCAGCGAGAGGAGCAGCAAGAGGAGCAGCAAGAGGAAAAAACGUCAGGGUCUGCGGAGGAUGACAGUCCGUACCAGCACAUUUUGUCCAAUACGUCCAGCUUUGCCGAGCCGGGUUCGACUCUCUCCGGCAGCGACUCAGACGAGGUGACCCGCUCUCGUACGAAACCUGAGCGUGCGACAUCGCUUUUUCUCACUGACUCGUCCAGCAAUGGUUCUGCUACGAGUAGACAGAAGAAACUUACGUCAGAGAAGACGACAGGAUCAAUUUUCAAGGGAUCGCCGUCGUCGAGCGGCAAUGACUCAGCUGAAGAAACGCCCAAGGCCUCUGCUAGCAGCAGUUCUGGGUCUUCGCCCAAGGCUUCUUCAGCUACAAAGAAGGACUCUGUACUGCAGAACUCUUUUGGAGGAUUUGAUUCGGAGGAAGACCUCAGCAGUGUAGGCGCGACAGUGGCCCCGGUCGUUAAGGCACCGAAAGCUCAGUCCACCAUACAGGACACGGCACUCAGUGAGAAAACCACUUUGUCAACGCCCACAUUCGAGCGUAGUUCGGGUGACGACAUCGACUAUGGCUUGAUUCUUGGUGUCGUCGGAGGUGCUACUGCGAUAGCGGCCAUCGUCGCUAUUGUCGUUCGAAGAAAAGCAAAGGCUGGCGAGGACCCGGACGAUGGAGCAGCAGCAUUCUCUCCUAACAUGCCGGUCACAACCCGUAAACCGACUGCACUGCCAUCUGUAUCGUCUGCAACUACGUCGUAUUCAGCUGAGAUGGACUGCUAUGGAAGCAACGAUCUCGAGUACCAGUAUGACACUGAUCAUCACGUCAACCAUUACGGUGACAACUUCGGUGACCGCCACUUCCCAGGUGCCACAGCAACGCAUCACACUGGUGGUAAAAGCGGUGGAAUGGUUCCUGCGAAUUAUGGCAACCCGUUUCCCGUCGAUAACGAUGACAAAGACGACAUUUCGCGCCGUACAGACAGCAUUCUGGGCGGGACUGGUGUCAUGGUUAGCACCAGAUCGAGCCUGUAUAAUUCCUUCGAGUUCACCGCCGGGACAGCUCCAUCGAACUAUGCAGCCAGCUUUGCGACGAGCUAUGCCACGAGCCGUGCAACGAGCUAUGCAUCGAGCGAUGCCACGAGCGAUGCUGGCCAGGAUCUACGGUACAGUGAGGAUGAAAACCAGCUGAAGCACGGGGCCAGCACUGCGUCCGUGGAGUUUUAG